CACUCUUUUCUUUUGCCUUGGGCUUUAACUCGGUGGAUGAGGGAAUGGUACUUUGGAAUAGAUGAAUACUUUGGUUGUUCUUUUUUGUAGGUCAUUGGAAAAUGAUGGAAGAUUGUUCAUUAAUAUUAGCAAAUUUUUUAUGCUUCUGCAAAUUUAUUUUAUUUUUAGCUUUUUUGUGUAUUCUACUGUAAAUUUCAUCAUGUAUUUACAAAACUGUGUAGGCUUUCAGGCUCUCAUCCAGUAUCAAUCACGUCAAAGUGCUGUUACCACUAGAAGUACACUUCAGGGACGCAACAUAUAUGAUGGUUGCUGUCAACUGGACAUUCAGUUCUCGAACCUUGAUGAAUUACAAGUGAACUACAACAAUGAUCGAUCAAGGGACUUCACAAACCCAAAUCUUCCAACAGAGCAGAAAGGCCGAUCUUCACAACCUGGAUAUGGUGAUGCAAGGAGCAUGUAUGGUGUUCAAGGUUCUGGAGGUAGAGGAGCUGGAGGAUAUUCACAGAUGGCCAAUGCUGCAGCAAUUGCAGCUGCCUUUGGGGGAGGCUUGCCUCCUGGGGUAACCGGAACAAACGACAGGUGUACAAUUCUUGUUGCAAAUCUCAAUCCUGAUAGAAUAGAUGAAGAUAAACUGUUCAACUUGUUCACCAUUUAUGGGAACAUUGUCAGAAUCAAACUUCUUAGGAACAAACCAGAUCAUGCGCUUAUCCAAAUGGGGGAUGGUUUCCAAGCCGAAUUGGCAGUACAUUUUCUUUAGGUUUGUUACUUAGGUGCUUAUAUCUUUACUAGAGGUUCUUGUGAUUUUUAUGGUUAAUACUAUCUCUCCAAUGUAGGGAGCUAUGUUGUUCGGGAAGCGAUUGGAGGUCAACUUCUCGAAGCAUCCGAAUAUAACCCAAGGUGCCGAAACACACGAGUAUGUGAAUUCAAAUCUCAACCGGUUCAAUCGCAAUGCUGCUAAAAACUACCGGUAUUGCUGCUCGCCAACCAAGAUGAUCCAUUUGUCAACCCUCUCACAAGACAUCACUGAAGAGGACAUUGUAAGCCUU
Molecule: messenger RNA, 1046 nt
Organism: Arachis ipaensis
Lineage: Eukaryota; Viridiplantae; Streptophyta; Magnoliopsida; Fabales; Fabaceae
Source: RefSeq, a predicted model, not a curated record